AUGGGAAAUCCUCAUGUUCUGGUUGGCCAUGUACUUCCUCUAUUGGAGCUCUCACAGUGCUUACUGAAUCGUGGCAUCAGAAUUACAUUUGUGAACACAGAGGAAAAUCAUAAGAGGGUCAUGGGGUAUUGGCACGGAAGGAUGGAGUCUUCUUCUGAGAUAACAACGACAUGUCAAUCCGCAGAGAAGUUUCUUGAAGCAAUCUUCUGGCUUAUGCCAAAAAAAGUUGAGGAGCUGAUUCAUCAGAUUAAUGCAUCAGAUAGUGAUAAUAAGAUCACUUGUGUUCUAGCUAAUCCAGUUCUUAACUGGCCCAUGGAAAUUGCAGUGAAGAAGGGAAUCAGGCGAGCUGUCUUCUAUUGUGCAGCAGCUUCACAGCUCCUCUUAAGAUCAGGAAUUCAAAAGUUGAUUGAUGAUGAAAUUUUUGACCAUGAUGGGACUCCAAAGAAAGAAGUGUUUCAGCUAUCGCCAACCAUGCCUGUCAUGAGCAGAGCACACAUAGGAUUUCUCUGGCUUGGCAAAUCAGAAGCGCAGAAACUCUUCUUUGAAAACUCUGUCAAAAACAACCUAUCAAUAAAACUGGCUGAGUGGGUGCUUUGCAAUUCAACUCAUGACCUUGAGCCUGCAGCUUUUAACUCUGAUCCAAACUUCAUACAAAUCGGUCCACUUUUAGCAAGGAACCGACUGGGAGACUGUGCAGGCAGCUUCUGGCAAGAGGACUUAGCUUGUUUGAAAUGGCUCGAUCAGCAACAACCGCAGUCAGUUAUAUACAUUGGCUUUGGCAGAACAACAGUUUUCAACCGAACCCAGUUCCAGGAACUGGCUCUGGGACUUGAACUCUCCAACAGACCGUUCCUCUGGGUCGUUCGUCCUGAUGUCACAGCCAAAAUAAAUGAUGCUUACCCUGAAGGAUUCAAAGACAGAGUCAAGACUCGAGGGUAUAUAGUUAGUUGGGCACCUCAGCAGAAGGUUUUGGGACAUCCUUCCAUUGCUUGCUUCAUAAGUCACUGUGGAUGGAACUCCACCAUGGAAGGCAUCGGCAAUUGGGGUACCGUUCUUGUGUUGGCCGUACUUCGCGGACCAGAUGCACAAUGA
Messenger RNA from Mangifera indica (mango), 1092 nucleotides. Its product is annotated as UDP-glycosyltransferase 83A1-like. Lineage: Eukaryota; Viridiplantae; Streptophyta; Magnoliopsida; Sapindales; Anacardiaceae. The coding region runs from base 1 to 1092 and encodes 363 amino acids. The transcript is spliced from 3 exons. The record is from RefSeq and is a predicted model, not a curated record. Gene Ontology annotation, molecular function: UDP-glycosyltransferase activity.